Messenger RNA from Hibiscus syriacus, 606 nucleotides. RefSeq names its product tubulin alpha chain-like. Gene Ontology annotation, cellular component: cytoplasm; microtubule. Gene Ontology annotation, molecular function: structural constituent of cytoskeleton; GTP binding. Gene Ontology annotation, biological process: mitotic cell cycle; microtubule cytoskeleton organization. Lineage: Eukaryota; Viridiplantae; Streptophyta; Magnoliopsida; Malvales; Malvaceae. The transcript has a single exon. The record is from RefSeq and is a predicted model, not a curated record. Bases 1 to 606 code for a protein of 201 amino acids.
AUGGAUGUGACUGAGUUCCAGACCAAUUUGGUACCCUACCCUAGGAUCCAUUUCAUGCUGUCAUCAUAUGCGCCGGUGAUUUCAGCCGAAAAGGCCUACCACGAGCAACUAUCGGUGGCUGAAAUCACAAACAGUGCAUUUGAACCGUCUUCGAUGAUGGCCAAAUGCGAUCCACGCCAUGGGAAAUACAUGGCCUGCUGCUUGAUGUACAGAGGUGAUGUAGUGCCUAAAGAUGUGAAUGCUGCAGUGGCAACGAUCAAGACCAAAAGGACCAUCCAGUUUGUCGAUUGGUGUCCCACUGGGUUCAAGUGCGGCAUCAACUACCAGCCCCCAACUGUGGUGCCCGGUGGGGAUUUGGCGAAGUUUCAAAGGGCAGUUUGCAUGAUUUCCAACUCCACAAGUGUUGCCGAAGUGUUCUCGAGGAUUGAUCACAAGUUUGAUCUGAUGUAUGCAAAGCGGGCGUUUGUGCAUUGGUAUGUUGGUGAGGGAAUGGAGGAAGGUGAGUUUUCGGAAGCUCGAGAAGACUUGGCUGCUCUUGAGAAAGAUUAUGAAGAAGUUGGGUUGGAAUCUGGUGAAGGGGAUGAAGACAAAGGGGACGAGUAUUAG